Molecule: messenger RNA, 3400 nt
Organism: Perognathus longimembris pacificus (Pacific pocket mouse)
Lineage: Eukaryota; Metazoa; Chordata; Mammalia; Rodentia; Heteromyidae
Gene: Coq8b
Product: coenzyme Q8B
Exons: 15
Coding region: 1367-3010 (547 amino acids)
Biological process (GO): ubiquinone biosynthetic process
Cellular component (GO): extrinsic component of mitochondrial inner membrane
Molecular function (GO): kinase activity
Source: RefSeq, a predicted model, not a curated record
CAGUCGUUUGUACCAGGCCCUAAUACUAUUUAACUGUGGCCACUAGUACUGACCAGUAAGGGCUGUCAUGGUCUCAUUGUACAAAUAAGGACACUUGAGGUGUAAGGGCCUGCCAGCCUCUAGCCUUUGUAGCCCUGGGGCUAGUUGCUAUGUUCUGUAUGUGAAACAUUUGGUGCCAGGCUUGGUACUGGCAGUAUCAGAUCUGCAGGGUGUUAUCAUAUAUACGUUUUAUACACUGCCCCAAAAGUAAGAUGCCUCCAACUCUUAAGUCACGUCCUCACCUUUGGAGGGAGACUGUUAGGUUCUUUCAGUCUUGAAAUUGACUUCCUGGGCAGAGAGACACCUGUCAUAGGUCCUAGGCUUUAGAAUGAGUCAUAUUUUAAUAGACCAGUGAGAAAUCACAGACAGAGGCCUACCUGGUACCAUAUGGGUUGGGAGCUGAGGUUCAGAGGGAUCAGGACCCUUCCGAGGUCACACAGCAUUGGGAUAGAGACCAAGAGGCCUGAUUCCUGGCCAGGGUGGAGGGACUGCUGGGUGAUGUGAGGAACAUAUCUACAUUCCUCCCUGGAAUAGAAAACAGCUGUUUCUAUUCCAGAUGGUGAGAAGAGUAAGCCCACAGCACUUUUACACACAUACACACACACACACACACAGAGCUAGGCUGUGAGCCGAUGUUUCUGGGAUGCCAAGAUUCCUGAGUCAGCACUGGGAAUCUUGGCUGAGACUGUUCGGGGAAAUGUCAGGCCUACAGGAAACUGAGGUCUCCCACUCACGCCAUCCCGAAGGUGGGUGGGGAGCAGAGAAAGCAGGGUGUGUAAGGGAACAGAGGCUCAGUGUGCAAGUGAAGGGGUUUAUGUACACAGAGUGGAGGGUGAGUUGAAGACAGCUGGGCAGCAAGGCAGGGGAUUUAUCUGCACGAAGAAGGAGGCUAGGUGCCAAGAUGUGGGUGUUUGUGCAAAAGAGAGAGGUGUUCCACGUGCAAAGGGAAUGUUUACUUGAAAGAAUUGAAUUCAGAAGCGAGAGAACCUGCUAGGCAUCAGAAUAAGGGAGCUUGGCAAGAUGCUGAGGGUUGUGACAUGUGUAAAGAAGAUUUCCAGAAAGACAGUGUGGGUGCAAAGGUCCGCCGCGUACCGGGCACUCUGAAAUUAGCAGGAGGGCAUGAAGGGGUACAAGUGUGCUCCCCACAGUGCCCUGGCAAUCCAGGCUGGCUGUGAAACUCCACCCAAACCUCCGUCCAGCGUCACGGCCCCGCCUCCUGUCCCGCCCCUUUCACCCAGUGGCGUGCGCAACGUGCCCGUCAACAGGCUGCCUCCCCACCAUUGGCUAGCUGGCCAGAGAGGGCGGGGCUACACGUGUUCCCGGAAGCAUGGCAGGCCCCACACGUUUUUGGACCCAGCGCCUGAGAGCUGCAAUGUGGCCCGAAGUAGGGGACAUACUGCGGGGGACCUGUAAACAGCUGGGCUGGACUGUUGGGCUUCCGUAUGCAGCCCUGGGGCCUAGGCCCCACCGGUGGGGACCGUGUUGGGGGUCUUGGGCCCAAAAGCUGCAUCAGGAUGGGCCUGGCAGAGGCCUGAGUGAAGAGGAUAUUCGCAGGGCACGGGAGGCCUGUCCCAAGAAGACACCCCGGCCCCAGCUGAGUGAUCGCUCUCGGGAACGCAAGGUGCCUGCCUCCCGCAUCAGCCGCCUGGCCAGCUUUGGGGGACUGGCUGUGGGCUUGGGGCUGGGAGCACUGGCUGAGGUGGCUAAGAAAUCCCUGCCUGGAGGAAGCCUUCAAUCAGAGGGUGGCUCUAGGCCCAGCUCCAGCCCGUUCCUGUCCGAGGCCAAUGUGGAGCGGAUUGUGCAGACCUUGUGUACGGUUCGGGGGGCCGCCCUCAAGGUUGGCCAAAUGCUCAGCAUCCAGGACAACAGUCUCAUCAGCCCCCAGCUACAACGCAUCUUCGAGCGGGUCCGCCAGAGCGCCGACUUCAUGCCCCGCUGGCAGAUGCUGAGAGUUCUGGAAGAGGAGCUGGGCAGGAACUGGCAGACCAAGGUGGCCUCCUUGGAGGAGGUGCCCUUUGCCGCCGCCUCAAUCGGGCAGGUGCACCAGGGCAUGCUGAGGGACGGGACGGAGGUGGCUGUGAAGAUUCAGUACCCCGGCGUUGCCCAGAGCAUCCAGAGUGACGUGCAGAACCUGCUGGCUGUGCUGAAGAUGAGCACGGCCCUGCCCGAGGGCUUGUUUGCUGAACAGAGCCUGCAGAGCAUGCAGCAGGAGCUGGCCUGGGAGUGUGACUACCGGCGGGAGGCAGCUUGUGCCCAGAACUUCCGGCAGCUGUUGUCAGAUGACCCCUUCUUCCGGGUACCAGCCGUGGUGAAGGAGCUAUGCACCCGCCGGGUGCUGGCCAUGGAACUGGCCGGAGGCGUCCCUCUGGACCAGUGCCAGGGCCUGAGCCAGGACAUCCGGAACCAGAUUUGUUUCCAGCUCCUGAGGCUGUGUCUGCGGGAGCUGUUUGAGUUCAGAUUCAUGCAGACAGACCCCAACUGGGCCAAUUUCCUCUAUGACGCCUCCAGCCACAAGGUGACACUGGUGGACUUUGGUGCAAGCCGGGAAUUUGGGACGGAGUUCACAGACCAUUACAUUGAGGUGGUGAAGGCUGCAGCCGAUGGAGACAGGGACCGUGUCCUGCAGAAAUCCCGAGACCUAAAAUUCCUCACAGGCUUUGAAACCAAGGCAUUCUCCGAUGCCCACGUGGAGGCAGUGAUGAUCCUGGGAGAGCCCUUUGCUGCCCCAGGCCCCUAUAAUUUUGGGGCAGGUGACACUGCACGCCGGAUCCAGGGGCUCAUCCCUGUGCUCCUGCAGCACCGGCUGCGCCCACCACCGGAGGAGACCUACGCCCUCCACCGCAAGCUGGCAGGGGCCUUCCUGGCCUGCUCCCGCCUCCAAGCCCAUGUUGCCUGCCGGGACCUCUUCCAUGACAUCUACCACUGCUACUGGGCCAGGCACCAGGCACAGCCACUGCCCCCAGCCUCCUGACCACAAGAGACCUCCCUUUGGAUCCAUGACAGCCUGCCUCCAUGCUGGGGAACAGCACCACAGUGGGAUCACCCCCUCCCACGGCUCUUCCUUUCUCACCCCCACCCCCCGUCCUGGUCAAACAGCCCUCCCCCCCCCCCCCCAAACACAUACCCUCUUGGCCCUGGAGCUCAGGAACCUUGGGGGCUAGAGAGCACCCAAAUUAGCUCCUCCCACUCCAAAAUUGGCAUCCGGGAACUCUAAUCCUGGGAGCCGGUUAAUGGAUUUCUGCCACUAUCUGAGGGAGCCCUGGGUCCCCUGCAUGCCGGCAGCGCUCUCACCAUCCGGUGUGGAAGGGGAAGGUGGGGGUUGGCGGAGGCACCCCUCACCUUAGUCACCCAGACUCCAGCU